Molecule: messenger RNA, 3824 nt
Organism: Xiphophorus maculatus (southern platyfish)
Lineage: Eukaryota; Metazoa; Chordata; Actinopteri; Cyprinodontiformes; Poeciliidae
Product: KIAA0895 like
Exons: 7
Coding region: 303-1757 (484 amino acids)
Source: RefSeq, a predicted model, not a curated record
UGCUGUACGUAAUGACGCAACGGGAGCACGUCGUGCCAGGCGUGCUGCGUCAUAUCUUCCAACACAUCCGCCGCUCGGUGGCCGGCUUCCAGCCAGGCAGCCAGCCGCCUCAGGCCCCGCUCCUCCCUGAACCGUUAUCCGCUAAUCACCAUCACCUCCCCCGGUGGAAGCAGACGCGGCUCCGCCUCGGCCAUGACUGGAAGGAGCCGCUGACACCUUCCCAUCCUCCGCCGGAGAACCGGGACUUUUUGUUUUUAGCUCGGUGUAAAUGAGGCGGAGCCUGAGGCGCGGCGGCGGUGGUGAUGGUGUUGGACUCAGGUGAAGUCUUCAUGGAUCAGGUCGAGGCUGAAAGGGUCAGGGACCGGUCCGACGUCCCUCCAGAUCCGCCCAGAACCGCCAAAGCCAGACGGAGCAAUGCGGCCAAGAAGGAGGCGGCGCCGUCCCAGAACGGGGUCGCGACCCCGAGGACCAGGGUGCCGCUCCGCCGGCCCCUCAGCAUGGAGGUGACUCCGCCGCCGCGUCCCGGGGUGCUGCAGCCGCCGUGGCGCGGCGGUGCGGCCGCUCCGUCGCCCCGGGCGCGCAGCCUCACCAGCCCCAGCCUGUCGGCGGGCGGCUGGAUGCGCCGCAGCGAGAGCUCCUGCUCCGUCAACUACGCUGCGGGGCCGCGGGCCGGCGGACGCUUGCGUCCCGCCACCUCCCUACCUCACAUCGCCAAAGGGGCGGUGGGCUCGGCGGCCCCCCCGCCGGCCCGACCCUGCCUGCUGGUCGCCCUGCGACCUUUGAACCUGGAGCAGGAGAAGCAGACGUUCUUCCAGUCUGACUAUAAGUACGAGCCGCAGUUCGAGUACGCGCAGCCCGAACCGCGGAGCGUCCUCGACAAGUACCGGGAGGGGUCGGGCCUCUUCCUGGAGCAGGCCGUUGGGAUCAUGGAGUGUGUCCUGAGGAAGUUCGGCUCCUAUGAGAACUUCGAGGAGGCGACGGGCGGCGGCGUCCUGCCGAAGAGUCAGGUCUGGGCGGCGGUCCGCAAAUACCUGCAGAAGGAGGGCUGCGUGGGGGAGGUGGUGGUGCGUCUCUCUGAUGAGCUGCUGUCGCAGGCCGUCAUGGUGGUGGAGAGCUGCCGUCCCACUCUGACCAUCAACCUGGCCGGCGCUCGCCAGCACUGGCUGGAGGGGAUGCUGCGGCACGAGAUCGGAACCCACUACCUGCGCGGCGCCAACAACGCGCUGCAGCCCUGGGCGUCCGCCGAGGCGCGGCGGCAGCUGGGCCUGAAGCCGGCCAACCCGACGGAGGAGGGCCUGGCCAGCCUGCACAGCGUUCUGCUGAGGAAGCAGCCGCACCUGUGGCGCGCGGCGCUGCUCUACUACACCGUGUUCCACGCCGCCAGCAUGAGCUUCAGCCGCCUCUUCGCCCACAUCGCCCGCUUCGUCCAUGACCCGGACGUCCGCUGGGAGUACUGCCUGCGGGCCAAGAGGGGCCAGACCGACACCGCGCAGCCCGGUUGCUUCAGCAAAGAUCAGGUUUACCUGGACGGGAUCCUGCGGAUUCUUCGCCAUCGAAGGAACAUCGACUUUAAGAUGCUGGCGUCUCUAGGAAAGGUGUCUUUCGAGGACGUGGAGCGUCUGCGUCCUCUGGCGGCACUGAACCGGACCAGAAUCCCUCACUUCAUGCGUGACCAGGAGCGUUACCUGCAGCACCUGGACCACAUCGUGGCCGUCAACGAGCUGGACGACGCAGCGCUGCAGCAGCUGCUGCCCUGAGUCCCAUGAAAGGUCGCAUUGUAACGGCGCUCUACGGGGAAAAACAUCGUAACGGCGCUCUACGGGGAAAAAACGUGGCAUUGUAACAAAACUUUACAGGGAGUCGUAAUGACUCUUUGUAUGGAAAACCUGCCCGGUGAUUUUAUUGAUUCCCACCAAAACUUGACAAGAAAAAACACGUCGCAUCGUAACGCCACUUUACGUGGAAAAACCCGUCCAGCGUUUUUAUAAAACUUGAACGAUCCAAACGGGACGACGCCUCCUUCGUUUUCACUCGGAUGCAUGAUUGUGCUGCGUUUCCCACGUGGAUCGGCGCAUUUUAACCGCGCUCCCUUUAUCAAGUUACCUCACUAUUAUCACUACGUAGUCACCAUUAUAUAUGUAGACUCACAUAAUCAUAGACGGCUUUAUUUAUGCACUUGUUUACAUUUUUGUUGCGUUGCAAAAAGAACAAACUGAAUGUCACUGGUGUUAGCUUUACGUUUUGUUUGUGAAACGACAGUUUUAUGCCUUAGAUUGUUUGCGUUUUUAAAAAGAACACCAAGGACACAACAUUUAAAAACGGGAGGGGUUCGCAGUGACUGAGGCCACGAAUCUUUAAAAUACCAAGUGCCACUGGACUCAGCCGAGCGUUUCGCCCCCAGGGUUUUAAUUAUCAGUGUUAUAAUGAAGCUAAUCAGCGGCGUUGUCUUAACUGUGUCCUUGGUGGGCUUUCUUAGUUCGCUACUGUGAGUUCUCCAGCUGCAACAACCAAACUUUACUUUGUUUGGUUCAAUAUUUGGGGUCUUUGGUGGACGUCUUCCAAAGAUAACAGGUUUUUGGUGACCACUGCCCCUGAAAAUCAUGAUUUUUAAAUCAAAAAUAUAAUUAAUUCAAACUUUAAUCUAUGUUUUUGAAGGGAAAUAACCAUGUCAAGCAAAUAAUGAGCUUAAUGAUAUCUAGGAAUACUAAUCGACCGCAGAGAUAGAGAUUUAUGAAUAACAAAAUGGCCACCUAAUAAGAAAGCAGAAGAUGAGAAUUAUUUAUGGAAGUUAAUAAUAAUGGCAUAAUGGAGAUCUAACAAAUCGGCACCCUACAGAGAAAUUUAAAUAUGACAAAAAAAAUUUUUUUUAGAAUUAUAAAAAAUAAUAAAAAGAAGGUCAUUAAUAAGUUGUGGAGAAGUUGGAUAAAACAUAGCAGCAGUGAAGGGAAGCAGCCAAAAGUCGCACUUUUCUGCACAUAAUCAUGGUUUAACUGUGAGUCACGCCUCUUUGUAGCUUCUUCAAGCUAAUGCUAACCAUCUGGUGGACGGAUAGGAAGGUAAAGUAUUGACACGAAAAGUUUGAAGGGGAACAUUUGGAGAGAGAAUUUAUUUAUCAGAACUGUGGUUGUCAGAUCUUUUGUAUUUUUAUAUUUUGAAUUUUUUAGCUGAGAAACUUUAUGCUCACAAACAACACCUGCAGUGAAACCAUAAACCUCCCAAAUGUUGAACCAGUCCUGAUUUUUUAAAUAGAUGAAAUGCCAAAGUGGCAUCUAUUGUUAUCGGUUGUUCAGUGAAGCAGCUGAACCCAGCUGUCCUGGUUCUGAACCAGAUGUCUCGGUUCUGAUCCAGUUGUCGUGGUUCUGAUCCAGAUGUUUUGGUUCUGAUCCAGAUGUUUUGGUUCUGAUCCAGAUGUUUUGGUUCUGAGGAGGCCGGGUCUCGCGGUGCCUUUGAUGGGUGUAGCGCUCAUCUGCUGUAGCUAAUUACUGUGUUCGUUGGCUGCUUUUUACUUUGACACUACAGACGUCGGUCAGGGCAUUCGGUUCGGGUCGGAGCAGAACCGGUUUUUAUCUGGAUGCUUUUUAAAUGCGUGGGUUUGAUUUUUUUGGAAGCGGUUGGACUUUUCUCUGCUGUGUUUACAGCUCACGUCGCCUCAGCAGGAACGUUUCGAAUCCGAGCGGGCCGUCCCGUUCAGAACUUCGACCCGGAUUCUCCCAAAACGAAUGCACCAACUUGUAACGCACGAAUGUUGCACAAGUGUUUUCUGUUCUGGAAAUACAUGUUGAAGUUCCAGUGUUAUUUAUUAAACACGCACUUAUUGAACUCUU